CUUUAUGCUAGGGUUUGUGGGAUUGGCCUCCGAAGUGAAUACUGAAAUAUAUAACGAGGAAUCCAACCAAUAGCAGAGUUGUCUGGCUGUGUCUUCCUCGGUUUCACUUCCACUGCCACUGACGACGGCGAGCAAUCCCCCGGCCCAGUAGCAGCCAUGGUUCACGUCAGUUUCUAUCGCAACUAUGGGAAGACCUUCAAAAAGCCUCGGCGUCCAUAUGAGAAGGAGCGUUUGGAUGCUGAGUUGAGGCUUGUUGGAGAAUAUGGACUCAGAUGCAAGAGGGAGCUUUGGAGGGUCCAGUAUGCAUUGAGCCGUAUUCGUAAUAAUGCUAGAAUGCUUCUAACUCUUGAUGAGAAAGACCCUCGUCGUAUCUUUGAGGGUGAAGCCCUCUUGCGCAGGAUGAACAGGUAUGGACUUUUGGAAGAGAGUCAAAACAAGCUCGAUUAUGUCUUGGCUCUGACUGUGGAGAACUUUCUUGAACGCCGCCUGCAAACACUCGUCUUCAAGACAGGCAUGGCCAAGUCAAUUCACCAUGCUCGCGUGCUCAUUAGACAGAGGCACAUCAGGGUUGGAAGGCAGGUAGUUAAUGUUCCUUCAUUUUUGGUGAGAGUUGAUUCCCAGAAGCACAUUGACUUUUCAAUCACCAGUCCAUUUGGUGGCGGGCGUGCUGGAAGAGUCAAGCGUAAGAACCAGAAGGCAGCUGCAAAGAAAGCUGCUGGUGGUGAUGGUGAUGAAGAAGAUGAAGAGUGAGCCAUUUCGUGUUAGAUGCCUUCUUUCUUUUACCCUCCAGAAGAUAGCCAUUACAUUUACAUCUGACUGCUAUUUGGAAUUUUGUCUUAUUAGAUUUUUCAGAAUCUAGUUUUGCUUCUUAGUAACGUGGAUUAUUAUUAUUGUGGUUAUGCUAUCGAUUCAUUCAGUGUGA
Molecule: messenger RNA, 922 nt
Organism: Coffea arabica (coffee)
Lineage: Eukaryota; Viridiplantae; Streptophyta; Magnoliopsida; Gentianales; Rubiaceae
Product: small ribosomal subunit protein uS4y
Biological process (GO): ribosomal small subunit biogenesis; translation
Cellular component (GO): cytosolic small ribosomal subunit
Molecular function (GO): rRNA binding; structural constituent of ribosome
Source: RefSeq, a predicted model, not a curated record